AAAUUUUCCCGCUAAAUUCACCAUCUUCUUUACUCUCUACGCUCAAACUAGGGCGCGCGUUCUCUCUCUCUCUCUCUCUCUCUCUCUCUCUCUCUCUCUCUAGCUUUCUCUCUCUAGAACUCCGAACAUGGAUAUCAGCGAAGAAGUUAGGGCGGCUCACAAGCGGGAGCUCAUGGCGUUCCUCGAGGACGGUAUUUACAUGGACGAGAUCAAAGCCAUGAUCAACCAUAAGCGCCGUCGCCUUAUCGUUAACAUUUCCGAUCUCCAUGCCUUCGGCGAUUUCGGUCCCAGGAUUCUUAGGAAUCCGAAUGAGUAUAUGCAAGCCUUUUGCGAUGCUGCCACUGAAGUUGCUAACAAAAUUGAUCCAAAGUACUUGAAGCAAGAAGAACAAGUGAAUGUGGGAUUUGAAGGUCCUUUUGUAUCUCGGCGUGUCACGCCAAGAGACUUACUGUCUGAGUUCAUAGGCUCCAUGGUCUGCGUUGAAGGAAUUGUCACCAAAUGUUCUCUUGUUAGGCCUAAAGUUGUUAAAAGUGUUCAUUUCUGUCCUACCACUGGAAGCUUCACCAAUCGUGAAUACCGUGACAUUACUUCCAAUAUGGGGUUGCCCACAGGAACUGUCUAUCCUACGAGGGAUGACAAUGGAAAUUUAUUGGUUACCGAGUAUGGGCUGUGCAAAUACAAGGAUCAUCAGACCUUGUCAAUGCAAGAAGUGCCAGAGAAUUCUGCUCCUGGUCAGCUUCCAAGAACAGUGGAUAUCAUAGUUGAAGAUGACCUUGUUGAUUCAUGCAAACCGGGAGACCGUGUGUCUAUUGUAGGGAUUUACAAAGCACUUCCCGGUAAAAGUAAGGGUAGUGUGAAUGGAGUAUUCAGGACUGUUCUCAUUGCCAACAAUGUUUCUUUGCUCAACAAGGAGGCAAAUGCACCAAUCUAUAGCCCUGAAGACUUGAAAAACAUAAAGAAAAUUGCUGAAAGAGAAGACACAUUCGACCUUCUUGGUAAUUCGCUAGCGCCAUCCAUUUAUGGACAUUCAUGGAUAAAGAAAGCAGUAAUUCUAUUAAUGCUUAGUGGAGUUGAAAAGAACUUAAAGAAUGGCACCCACUUGCGAGGUGACAUUAACAUGAUGAUGGUUGGUGAUCCUUCUGUUGCUAAGUCUCAACUUCUGAGAGCCAUUAUGAAUAUUGCACCAUUGGCAAUAUCAACUACCGGUCGAGGUUCUUCUGGUGUUGGUCUGACAGCUGCUGUUACAUCAGAUCAAGAGACAGGAGAAAGAAGGCUUGAAGCUGGUGCAAUGGUGCUUGCUGAUCGCGGAGUUGUGUGCAUUGAUGAAUUUGACAAGAUGAACGACCAAGAUCGUGUUGCUAUUCAUGAAGUUAUGGAGCAGCAGACUGUAACAAUUGCUAAAGCUGGUAUCCAUGCAUCGCUCAAUGCUCGUUGCAGUGUGGUUGCCGCAGCAAAUCCCAUAUACGGAACUUAUGACCGCUCGAUUACUCCAACCAAGAAUAUCGGACUUCCAGAUUCUCUACUUUCUCGUUUUGACUUACUGUUUAUUGUACUUGAUCAAAUGGAUGCCGAUAUUGACCGAUACAUCUCAGAGCAUGUGUUGCGUAUGCACCGGUUCCGUUCUGCAACUGAUGGAGGUGAAGCAGCCCUUGGAGGGGGUUCAAGAUACGGUAGAGAAGAGGAGGCAGAUAAUGAUUCGACUGUGUUUGUGAAGUAUAACCGAAUGCUGCAUGGGAAGAAAACAGAUAAAGGCCGAAAGCGUGAUACGCUCACCAUCAAGUUUCUGAAAAAGUACAUUCAUUACGCAAAGCAUAGGAUUCAACCAGAACUUACUGAUGAGGCAUCCGAACAAAUUGCAACUGCAUAUGCCGAACUCAGAAAUGCUGGUUCAAAUGCAAAGACUGGAGGGACACUUCCAAUUACUGCCAGAACUUUAGAAACCAUUAUUCGUCUCUCUACUGCCCAUGCUAAGUUGAAGUUGAGCAGAAAGGUUUUACAAUCAGAUGUCGAAGCUGCACUCAAAGUCUUAAACUUUGCCAUAUAUCACAAAGAAUUGACUGAGAUGGAGGAGCGUGAGAACGAAAAGGAGAAAGAAACAGAGAGCAAACGCCGAGCUGAUCGUCCCACAAAUGAUACUGAUAGACCAGACAGUGGUGCAGCCGGUAAAGGAGGUUCAACAACUGAUGCCAUGGACAUAGAUGAUGACCUUCCAACCCAAUCUGUUGAUGAACUUUCUCCAGAGAGAAUAGAAGCAUUCAAUUCUAUAUUCGGCCAGCAUAUGCGUACCAAUCACUUGGAUGCAUUAUCCAUCGACGGUAUAGAGGAGGCUGUCAACUCCAGGAUCGAUGUCCGCUUCACAAGAGCAGAGAUAACAGUCCUACUAGAGAAACUACAAGAGGCUAACAGAGUGAUGAUAGCGGAUGGAACGGUACAUAUGGUAUAAAUCCCGAAACUGUAUCAUUCAUUGUCUCGGUUUGAUGAUAUCGAUGAAGAUGAAAAACAAGCUCAAUUAUUUUGAAUUUAUGUCAUGUAAACCUUCCAAGUAAAAGAAGCUAACUUCAUAUCCUUGUUUUCUUGUUUAUUAUCAUUAGGUUUAGUUGUCUUAGUUUAUGAACUUAACAUACAUUUUGCUGUUUUCUAUUGCAUUGUUAACUUAGAAUGGAAUAUGGUUAUUUGAGACAAAUCUCUUAUGUCUUGUUGCACAUGGCAUUGCCAAUAUUAUACAUACCUUGGAUUACAAGAGUUU
Molecule: messenger RNA, 2746 nt
Organism: Cannabis sativa
Lineage: Eukaryota; Viridiplantae; Streptophyta; Magnoliopsida; Rosales; Cannabaceae
Product: DNA replication licensing factor MCM3
Exons: 16
Coding region: 128-2443 (771 amino acids)
Biological process (GO): DNA replication; double-strand break repair via break-induced replication; DNA strand elongation involved in DNA replication
Cellular component (GO): nucleus; MCM complex
Molecular function (GO): ATP hydrolysis activity; single-stranded DNA binding; single-stranded DNA helicase activity
Source: RefSeq, a predicted model, not a curated record